This is a messenger RNA of Echinococcus granulosus, 2349 nucleotides long. Its product is annotated as Solute carrier family 22 member. Gene Ontology annotation, biological process: transmembrane transport. NCBI's taxonomy places the organism in Eukaryota, Metazoa, Platyhelminthes, Cestoda, Cyclophyllidea, Taeniidae. The record is from RefSeq and is a predicted model, not a curated record. The transcript is spliced from 13 exons. Gene Ontology annotation, cellular component: membrane. Gene Ontology annotation, molecular function: transmembrane transporter activity. The coding region runs from base 1 to 2349 and encodes 782 amino acids.
AUGGCGACUUUGUUGCCGUUACUUUUUGAUGGGAUGAAGACAUGCGGCACAAACACCAACGAACAAAAUAAGCUACCCGGAUUGCCCGAAAAACCUUAUUUGAAUAUGUCUGGUAUUAAUUUCGAUCUACUGCUAGAAGAAAUAGGUGGUUUUGGGCGGUUCCAGAAACUAGCUAUUGCGUCGCUUUCUACUGUGCAAAUUUUUCUGGCGUUCGCAAACUUUGGUUUUGUAUUUUUUGGUCAUGCCCCAACCGAGUUCCACUGUGUUGAACCUCCCUAUAAUGUAACUGGUUGUCAACCACUUUGCAGACGAUAUGAAUCUGAAGACGGAUAUUUCUCCUAUACUAUUGAGUGGCAACUCAUAUGUCACAGUAACUAUCUCCUCAGACUUGCACAGAUCGCCCACAUGGCAGGCCUAUUUUUUGGGGCCUUCACGUGUGGCGCGUUGGCGGAUAGAUUCGGGCGACUUCGUGUACUAUACAUUAGUCUUGGAAUUAUGUGCAUCUUGAGUUUCAUGACCAUCUGGAUCACAAAUAUCUCCUCCUUCUGCGUUGUCACUUUUUUACUUGGUAUUUGUUGCCAAGGCUGUGGUCUCACUUCCUACACCAUCAUUCUCGAAACGGUAGAUGAGAAGCACCGCGCUCUAUGUGGCAUCCUCGAACAGAUUUUUUACGCCUUCGGUAUCGCUUUGACAGCACUACUGGCCUACUAUUUUCUUGACUGGCGCAACCUCGCAAAAGUCUUUGCCACCUGUGGGCCUAUUGCCUUUGUUUGUAUGCUACCAUUUCACAUUGAGUCUACUCGAUGGCUUUUGGUACAACCAAAUAGAAGAGCGGCCGCUCUUAAAAACCUAAACUACAUUGCUCGCAUCAACGGGACCCUUGGGAGCACAAAAUUGAACGGCUUGGGUGACGGGUCACGUAUCACCAGUCUCCUUAAAUCUUUAUCGCAUGAAGGUCUCCGUGCAACGGAAAAUGUUGGUUUGGUGAAGGACACCGAACCACUUAUUGACAACGUCGAUAAGAAAGUGGUUGUGAAACAACGCUCUAUUCAGCGGGAAGGCUGCUGCACACUCUGCUUACAUCCACUGCUGCGCAAGUGGAUGCUCAUUUUUAGUGUCUCCUGGCACCUUAAUUGCUACUCCAAGUGCCAAUCCGGGUGGGUUGGACUGAUACCAGAUGGCGAGAUCCAUAUUUUAAUGCCGGGUGGGCGGAGCCCCGAAUUUGAGUUACAGCUGUCCCACGGUUCACUUAGCGCAGACGCAUACCGCGACCUCUUUUCUAUUGCAGAACGUGUAUGUAGUGCAUCUUUGCUUUUUGCUUACCACAUUCGCUUGUUUUCGGGCGUACACGAUGGUCGUGAAAGGGAUGGUGUCUGUUGCGACGUUUCGAAAGAAAGGCUGUCGUGGAAGGUUGUAGUUCGCACCCUCAUGCAUUAUCAUUCCGUGGCAACUGUAUUAAUCAAUUUUGUUAUUCUGUUUAGCAAUGCAGCAGCCUACUACGGCUCGACGAUUGCGUCGGGAGAGGCCUUUACAAAUCGUUUCCUUAGCUUCGCACUUAGUGGCCUGAUUGAGAUCCCUGGUCAUUGUCUUUCACCUCGGCUUAUGAACACAUGUGGUCGCCGCAAGUUCCACUCGUAUCUUCAAAUCCUCGGUGGUACAUUCUUUUUAUUGGUACCCCUAAUGGGAUCUUGGCACGAGGCAGCGGUGCUGACAGUGGCAACAUUCGCAAAGCUCUGUAUCUCCAUGUCCUUCGCCUCAGCCUAUGUCUACACCUCGGAGGCCUACCCAACGUCUAUCAGCAACAGCGCUGUCGGCUUCUGCGUCACUGCGGGUCGCCUGGGGGGCACUAUCGCCCCCGUUUUCCUCCUUCUAGAAUUUCGCCUCGGCAUGACGAUGGCGAUGUUGACCGCGUUCCUCGACGCUCCACUUCGUAGAGUACCAAAACGUACGCUCACGAAAGCUGCCUUAAAGUUGGAGCCGAAUUUUGUCCACACCAAUCCUCCAGGACCGUCAGAAAACCACACGGGAGCAGAUUCAGCUGAUUCAUCCACUAUGGAAACGCCUCCUAUAAGCCCCAAUGAUUUAUUGCCAGUAAAGUUCACACAAGUGGCCAUCUCCGACUGGCUCCCGACAAACCUUUGCAGGACACCGCUUUCCUGCUGGGAAGGGCGUGGUGGCUAUUGGGCCAUCGGACCUCACAUGCGUCAACAACAAAUGACGGGGACGAGUCGCUCGUGCCUUAUAUUUGGUGUUAUAACGCUGACAAGCGGAGUGGCGGCGCUCCACCUGCCGGAGACUCUCGGCCGCCAGAUGCUCGCCUCCUCAUUCCAAAUCGCUCAGAGGACUUAA